CACGCUUCUCUAUUCUUACUGGAUUGUUAGAUUGCUUUGGAUUGUUUCCUCGGGACGUUCACAACAAGGUUAAAAUAUCAAACACAUCUCAUGACAGCAAUCCAAAGCGAGUGGGGUUUAUCAGGGGGGACCUGGAGCAUUCAUUUCCCCACCCAUUUACCCCUUCACCCCUUGUUUAUAUGUUAAAACCUGAGGAAUUCAGCUCUGUGGAAAAAAGCGUCUGGUGAUGGUGCAGUGUUGUGGUUUGCGAUUGCUGGUUCCCAGCUUCGGCGGAAAUGUAGAUGCAUGAAUAGUUAUCGAAUCGAAUUUGUGCCGUUGCGUUUGUAUUUAGUUGAUAUUUGAAUCAACACAACAGCGUUAGCUGCCCUGGACAAAAUGAGCAGAAACCAUCAUCAUUUUAAAGGAGCAGAGGUCAGCUGCUGUGUUAAAUACUUCUUAUUCGGAUUCAACAUCAUAUUUUGGUUGCUGGGAGCUGCAUUCCUGGGUAUUGCACUUUGGGCUUGGGCAGAAAAGGCAAUGCUGUCAAACAUUUCCUCCAUCACAGAUCUGGGCGGCUUCGACCCUGUUUGGCUGUUUAUCGUAGUAGGAGGGGUGAUGUUCAUCCUCGGAUUUGCCGGAUGCAUCGGUGCGCUCCGGGAAAACACGUUUCUGCUCAAAUUUUUUUCAGUGUUUUUGGGCCUCAUCUUUUUCCUGGAGCUCACAGCUGGCAUUUUAGCCUUCGUGUUCAAAGACUGGAUCAAAGACCAGCUGAACUUCUUCAUCAACAACAAUGUUAAAGCAUAUCGGGAUGACAUUGACCUCCAGAACCUCAUUGACUUUGCUCAAGAAUAUUGGUCGUGUUGUGGUGCUCAUGGACCGAAUGACUGGAAUCUGAACAUCUAUUUCAACUGCACUGACUUUAACCCCAGCCGGGAAAGCUGUGGCGUUCCUUUCUCCUGUUGCGUCAAAGACCCUGCUAAGGAUGUCCUGAAUACACAGUGUGGCUAUGAUGUGCGGCAUCAAGGAGAGUUGGAUCAGCAGAAGUACAUUUACACCAAGGGCUGCGUGGGACAGUUUGAAAAGUGGCUGCAGGACAAUCUGAUCAUUGUUGCUGGGAUUUUUGUGGGGAUUGCAUUAUUACAGAUUUUUGGGAUAUGUCUGGCUCAGAACUUGGUGAGUGACAUCAGAGCAGUCAAAGCUAACUGGUGACCCUUUGCAGAGGGCGACAGCUGACGGUGACCUCUGUGAUUAUGGCAGAGCUAAUUGCAAAUCAGCACUGUUUACACACCAUUGAGCUGGGAAAUUUUGCCCUUUUAACCCCACGGACGUUGUAUGUUGGCUGACUUUACAAAAUGGACUUUCCAUCUAUGUUUUUUUUCUUUUUUGUGGUUCCUUAUCUGAAAGCAAGCUCUUAUGGAGGGUAUCCAGAUGGAGCUUAAUGUGAGAUGUCACACCGAGAUCAAGCUAUCUGCGAUCUUGCAGCUGUCUCUUGAUCGAACACUAUUUCCGUUUGCCCUUAUUAAAAACAUUCACCAGACUCUCCUUCGCGUUGGUGAAUUAAUGUCAAGCAGAGGGUGUUUUCAUUAACCUGUGGAUGACUUGCUUUGGAGAAACACACAAUUCAACCACUGAGACUUUAAACAGAGGAGCCAUGAACUAAACGAAGCCUUACAGCAGUGCAUUUCUCUAUAGACUUGUGUGGAUUCAGCUUUUUACACCACAUUCUGUCUGUCAGUCAUUCGAGCCAAUGGACAGUUGGACUCUUACCUCUGAUUGGCUCUCUGUUGCACAGGGUAGCCACUCAGUACAACGUACUUGAUAAUUACACGUAUGCAUUUAUUUUUCCAUUGCAUUUAUAGUUCCACCACUUGUUGGGGAGGUGGAGAAAUGGUCUGUAUAGUUAUAUUUUAUUCUCAUUUUCUCUUGGUUUUUUUGGUCGUCUUCUGUGAGUAUGAAUCGACUUGACCGCUGUCCCAGACUUGCUUAUGAAUCUCUUUGUUUUCGCUACUCUGCUAGAUAGUGAUAUGCUAUAGUGACACUAAAAAUGUAUUAUUCUAAAUAUGCUGCUGCUUUAACUCAAAGAAGAUAUUCAUCGCUAUACUAACCAACUGAACUUUUUAUAGAAAUCAUGAGGUAUACAUUCCUCUGGGAAACUUCAGAUCACGCAGAGUGCUUUGCGAAAUGAAUCUGACGUGUGUGCACAUGAAGUGGACAGAUUGAAUUAGCCUUGCGUAUGAUCACAUGCCUUAUUGAGCCCUAUAGAGAUGCUAUAGCCGAAGCCUCCGGCAGUUACGCAGCACAUGGACCAGUUUAGAAUGGCUUUAUUUACUGUUCAGUCUCUCUUGCUUUGCGCCACAUGCAUGCAAUCGUCUAUAAAAAAAAAAGCAUGGCAAUGCAGACCUCUUUAAACGCAUGCACACGUGUUGUGUGGAUGUGUGUCCAUUCCAUUAUGACUACCAUACCAGUGCGUGUUCAGAAGAUGUCUGCAUUGAGUCAUGACCUUAAAGCUAAUAAUGUGCAAAGUAAGACAAAUGACGUACUGUGUGUGUAGAACGUGCUCGGAUGGUUUUAGCAGUGUCGGCAGACUGAACUGAAUCGUCUGUUUAAAAAGAUCUACUGUGUUUCAAGGGUCUAUAUAACCUGUGUUGUCAGAGCGAAUAGUAAAAUGUGAGAUUUCUCUUCUGUGGUCUUUUUGGGAGAUUUGGGAGAGGGUUGCUGAGCUGACUCCUGCCUGUGUAUAUUAGAGGCAAUUUUUUUUAUGCAGAUACAAGACAAGAUUAUAUGCUAAAUGAUGUUUAGCCCCCUUUUUGUGGACCUAAAUGGAUGACCCUCGUGAAAGCCUAUCAAGAACAUGUCUAGGUUGCAUUUCUGUAUCAUAUCAUCACAAUGAUAAAAAAAAGGUAUAUUAUUUAAAUAAUGGAGUAUUUAUAUGCAUAAUGAUCAUUUUUGUUGAACUGCCUUUGUUGAUGUUAAUAAUGUAUUAAAUGACAAGAAGCUAAUUUAACGAUCGAUUAAAAUAAUCCAAAAGUAAAAAGUCCAGAGGCAAUGUGGUAAUGAGAAUCUAGGAGGAAAAUGUGUAACUGUCAUGAAAACAUGAAUGUAUGUAUUCUUGGGUGAAAUGCAGCCUGGACAUGUUUUUAUUUGAGAUUGACACAAAUAUGUUAAUAAUCUCUCCCCCUCUCCUUUUCUUUGUCAUGCAAUUAUGUCCUUUUUGUGUCUUUUUCUUUUAUUAUUUGGCUUUUUUUUCUAAACCGAGAACUCUAACAUUCCCUUUUGAGGGAGCCUCUUGCAUAUCAUGAAUGUAAACAUCAUCUUUUACUAAUGUUAUGUUAUAUAUAACUUAUCCUUCAAAGUGCAAUGCACAAUAUGUGAAUAAAAUUAAUGUUUGUCUGACUGUAGGCACACAACUGAAAAACAUGGCAAA
Molecule: messenger RNA, 3403 nt
Organism: Rhinichthys klamathensis goyatoka
Lineage: Eukaryota; Metazoa; Chordata; Actinopteri; Cypriniformes; Leuciscidae
Gene: tspan17
Product: tetraspanin 17
Exons: 8
Coding region: 376-1188 (270 amino acids)
Biological process (GO): protein maturation; regulation of vascular endothelial growth factor signaling pathway; protein localization to plasma membrane
Cellular component (GO): membrane
Source: RefSeq, a predicted model, not a curated record